AAAUAGAAGCAUUCCAGAUAUUAUUAGAUCCCUUCCGGCGCCGGCCCCGAUUCCCUUGUCCUCUAAUGAACAACUGUUCAUGUAUCACGAACUAGUCAUUGAUUAGCAUCCAAAGUCUCAUCACUAGAUUGCAUCAUCCGCGCCGGUUAAUUCAGUAUCCUAUUUCAAAUGUGGAAGCUCAGGAUCGCAGAAGGUGAUAAUCCAUGGCUCAGGACUACAAACGAUCACGUAGGAAGACAGGUUUGGGAAUUCGACUCAAAACAUGGAUCGCCUGAACAACUACAGGAAAUCGAGAAGGCUCGUGAGAACUUCCGUAACAACCGUUUCACGCAGAAGCAUAGCGCAGAUCUACUUAUGCGUGCACAGUUUGCAAAGGAGAAUCUGACCAACAUAAUUCCACCACAAGUCCAAGUGGAGGAUAUUGAAGAUAUUACAUAUGAUAAAGCAACAGACACAGUCAGAAGAGGUAUUAGCUUUUAUUCAACACUCCAGGCACAUGAUGGACACUGGCCAGGAGAUUAUGGAGGUCCAAUGUUCUUAUUGCCUGGCUUGGUAAUUUCUCUAUCUAUUACUGGAGCGCUUAAUGCUGUCCUAUCAAAGGAGCACAAAAAUGAGAUGUGCCGUUAUCUUUAUAAUCACCAGAAUAGAGAUGGUGGAUGGGGUUUGCAUAUUGAGGGAAUAAGCACCAUGUUUGGUACUGUCAUGAAUUAUAUUGCUUUGAGAUUACUUGGUGAAGGAGCAACUUCUGGAGAAGGGUCAAUGGAGAAGGGUCAAAAAUGGAUUCUGGACCAUGGUGGUGCUACAGCAAUAACAUCAUGGGGAAAGAUGUGGCUUUCAGUUCUUGGAGUAUUUGAAUGGUGUGGAAAUAAUCCGUUGCCCCCAGAGAUAUGGCUACUCCCUUAUAUGCUACCUGUUCAUCCAGGAAGGAUGUGGUGUCACUGUCGGAUGGUUUAUUUGCCGAUGUGCUACUUAUAUGGGAAGCGGUUUGUUGGUCCAAUCACACCAACAAUCUUUGACUUGAGAAAAGAGCUCUAUACUACUGCAUAUCAUGAAAUAGAUUGGAAUAGAGCACGCAAUCUGUGUGCAAAGGAAGAUAUGUACUAUCCCCAUCCACUGGCUCAGGACAUGCUCUGGGAAGCCCUUGACAAGAUUAUGGAACCAAUUUUUGCUCGUUGGCCUGCGAAAAAGUUGAGAGAGAAAUCUCUUCAAACAGCAAUGACACAUAUUCAUUACGAAGAUGAGAAUACACGGUACUUAUGCAUAGGUCCUGUGAAUAAGGUUCUAAAUAUGCUCUGUUGUUGGGUGGAGGAUCCAAAUUCAGAAGCUUUCAAAUUACACCUUCCAAGAAUUCAUGAUUAUCUUUGGCUUGCUGAAGAUGGGAUGAAAAUGCAGGGUUAUAAUGGAAGUCAAUUGUGGGAUGCCGCCUUUGCUGUUCAAGCAAUUGUAUCAGCAGAUCUUACAGAGGAGUUUGGGCCAACUCUUAAGAGAGCACAUUCAUUCAUAAAAAAUUCACAGGUUUUGGAUGAUUGCCCAGGCGAUCUGGAUUUAUGGUAUCGUCACAUUUCUAAAGGUGCCUGGCCUUUCUCAACUGCAGAUCAUGGAUGGCCCAUUUCAGAUUGUACUGCUGAAGGAUUAAAAGCUGUUCUUUUGUUGUCAAAACUGCCUCAGGACAUUGUUGGUGAAUCUCUAGAAGCAAAACGUCUUUAUGAUGCUGUAAAUGUUAUACUUUCUCUGCAGAAUUCUGAUGGUGGAUUUGCAACUUAUGAACUGACAAGGUCAUACAGUUGGAUGGAGUUGCUCAAUCCUGCUGAGACAUUUGGUGAUAUUGUAAUUGAUUAUCCAUAUGUUGAGUGCACCUCAGCUGCAAUCCAAGCUUUGACAUCUUUUAAGAAACUAUACCCUGGACAUCGUAGAGAAGACAUACAAAAUUGCAUUGAAAAGGCUGCAUUAUUCAUUGAAAAGAUACAAGCAUCUGAUGGUUCAUGGUAUGGUUCUUGGGGAGUUUGCUUCACAUAUGGUGCAUGGUUUGGGAUCAAAGGACUAGUUGCUUCUGGAAGAGACUACAAUAACUCCUCUAGCAUUCGCAAGGCAUGUGAAUUUCUUUUAUCCAAAGAGAUUGCUGAUGGUGGCUGGGGAGAGAGCUACCUCUCCUCUCAAAACAGGGUUUACACAAAUAUCGAAGGCGACAGGCCUCAUAUAGUAAAUACUUCUUGGGUUUUGCUUGCUCUCAUUGAUGCCAACCAGGCUGAGAGAGACCCAUUGCCACUGCACCGCGCAGCAAAAAUACUAAUAAAUUCUCAGAUGGAAAAUGGUGAUUUCCCUCAGCAGGAGAUAACGGGGGUAUUCAAUAAGAACUGCAUGAUUACUUAUGCUGCAUACAGAAACAUUUUCCCUAUCUGGGCAUUGGGAGAGUAUAGAUCCAAGGUACUUGAAGCUCCUUGAAUGAUUUUGAUUCUUCAAAUAUUUGUCCUCUUUUCCUCUCAUUCUGUGUAUCAUCUCCUCUAUGUAAAGCUUUCUGUUUCAUGUAUUUUCAAUCUUUUUCUGCAAUACAAAUGUACGUUUCAUUGUUUGAU
Impatiens glandulifera is the source of this 2573-nucleotide messenger RNA. RefSeq names its product cycloartenol Synthase-like. The record is from RefSeq and is a predicted model, not a curated record. Bases 169 to 2442 code for a protein of 757 amino acids. Gene Ontology annotation, biological process: triterpenoid biosynthetic process. Gene Ontology annotation, molecular function: intramolecular transferase activity. The transcript is spliced from 19 exons. Gene Ontology annotation, cellular component: lipid droplet. Lineage: Eukaryota; Viridiplantae; Streptophyta; Magnoliopsida; Ericales; Balsaminaceae.